Molecule: messenger RNA, 687 nt
Organism: Parasteatoda tepidariorum (common house spider)
Lineage: Eukaryota; Metazoa; Arthropoda; Arachnida; Araneae; Theridiidae
Source: RefSeq, a predicted model, not a curated record
AUGCGUGAGCAUCGAAGAAUGUCACGGCAAAUUGUAUAUAUCGAUGAAACGUGGCUGGACAGCAAUUUGACGUUUCAAAAAUGCUGGCACGAGGAAAAUAGCAAAAUUGGUGCCAUCGUAAACUGUAGUUCGAAAAAUAGACUAAUUUUUGUCCACACUAGAACAUCUGAAGGGUUCGUUCAAGGUGCGGAACUAAUUUACAAAGCCUCAAGCCAAACUGGGGACUACCAUGGGCAAAUGAACUUUGAUAAUUUCAAAAAGUGGGUGUUGGAAAAAUUACUCCCAAAUCUUCAAACUGAGAGUUUAGUUGUCAUGGACAAUGCACCUUACCACACUAAGGUGGGGAAUCCAACACCCACAAAAUAUGCCACGAAAGCAGUCAUGGUGGAUUGGCUGACACUGAACGGUAUUGACUGUGAUAUGGGUAUGAGGAAGGCUGAACUUUCUUCCCUGAUCGAAAACAAUCGCCCAAAAGAAGUGAUUUAUUCUAUUGAUAAGCUGAUUAAAGAUCAGGGACACCAUGUGGUUCGCCUUCCUCCAUAUCAUUGCGAUUUAAAUGCCAUAGACUAUGCUUGGGCAACUGUUAAAAGAUUUGUGAGAGUGAGAAAUACAACAGGAGAUUUAAGCCUUGCUAAUUUAACUGCUCUUCUUUACGAUGCUGUAAAUGGGGUGACAGCUGACGAAUAG